Nematostella vectensis (starlet sea anemone) is the source of this 1732-nucleotide messenger RNA. RefSeq names its product protein BTN1. NCBI's taxonomy places the organism in Eukaryota, Metazoa, Cnidaria, Anthozoa, Actiniaria, Edwardsiidae. Gene Ontology annotation, cellular component: vacuole; membrane. The transcript has 2 exons. Bases 328 to 1728 code for a protein of 466 amino acids. Gene Ontology annotation, biological process: regulation of intracellular pH. The record is from RefSeq and is a predicted model, not a curated record.
GGCGAUAAUGUAAUCACUGAAUGUUAAUUACACCCACUUAUUUUAGAAUUUUAUCUUCAGCAAGACAAGUCAUCCAUCAUGGUUCUUUAAAAAGAAAAAUGGAUUCGUGAGAUAUGUUAUCGUUUCUUUCACUCCGUCAUGCGUGAUAUCAGUGAGGCCCCGAAUUGCAUAUCCAACGCGUUGCCACUAGACCACAUAAUCGUAUUCAGGAAUGCUAACAGUUGGGCCUCUCAAGACUAACAUAUUCAAGCAAAUCGAGUUCCUUUCUGCUCUCUUCAGAGUAAUCUUAUAAGUUUCCCGCGUUCUACCCAAAUUGAAUCUGUGAAGAUGGCGGCAGCUUCCAUUGACGCUGACACCAUGGAUGAGCAAGACGAACUAAACUCAAAGAUCCCGGAGUUUCCACCGGAGGAAGAGAACGAGCUAAGCCCCAGUGAUCGUGUCCGCACAAUUAUAGCAUUCGUCGGCGUUGGAUUCCUGCUUCACUGCUUAUUCUCGAUAAUCAUCUCGGGCUCCGAGGAUAUUUUAGCGGGGACUGUUAUACCCACAACUGUGGUAGUCAUUGCUCACGUCGGUCCCAUGACUCUAGUGAACUAUUCCUGCCCUUGGUUUAUGCAAAAGUUAUCUUACUUCAUACGUGUAUUUAUCGUGUUUGGCUUCAUGGCUGGGGGGCUUCUCGUCAUAGUCUUCGUGGAGCAGCCUUACUUUAAGAUUGCCGGGGUCUCGCUAAACGCCGUAGCGCACGCAUUAGGGGAAAUUACGUUUCUUGCGCUUGGUGCGUUUUACGGCGAAGUUGCCGUCACGUCUUUUGCUGCGGGAAGCGGUGCUGGCAUCUUAAUCGGUCCCGUUUACUAUCUGGGUCUAACUUCCUGGGCGUGUAUGUCCCCUCAAAAAUCCAUGAUCGUCGCAUCAGGAUUCUCCAUUCUACUUCUCCUGUUCUAUUACAUCCUGAACAAAGACCGCAUCAAGUCGCACGCUAUAGCCGCUACCUACCGAUCAAGCCUGAAGGAUAGCGCAAAGUACCAGUCCGUAGCCACCACCGACACCAUCAAGCGGAAAGACCCCUGGAGCUUGUCAUGCAGCGAGAAGUUCCAGGCAGCAGGGACCAUUUUGCCUCUGAUGCUCGCGCUGUGCAUAUCAUACGCGUCACAAUAUCUCACUAUUCAAGCGGUCUUCACGACUAUUUCAUUCCCAAGCUCGCCCUUCCCGCCAAGGGAUCACUACGUGUAUUACGUAGCGUUGAAUGGCGUAGGGGAGUUCCUGUCCCGUUCUUAUUUAGCAGUCGUAGGGUGCUAUCGCCCCGCCCUUGCGCGGAAACUCGUAAUCAAGCGCACAUGGGUGUUGGCAUUAUGCCUACUCGGGGUGUUCUCGCUGGCUUUAUGUGCAUCGUGGUAUCGAUUUUUCCAAAGUGUCGCUUUCGUUCUCGCCCUUUCCUUCGUCGUCGGUGCUAUCUCAGGCACUGUGUUUGCUAACACGUUGAUGGCGAUACGCGAAAUUGUUGAGCCGAGGCAUCAGGAGUUUUGUCUCGGACUGGUAACCGCUGGUGAGACAUCGGGGGCGCUCCUUGGCUCGUUCAUUGGACUUAAGCUGGAACCUGUACUAAGAAAGCACUGCGAGAAAACUGUUAGUAGCAACCGCACGGCACAUUGCUUCACGCGGAGAGACAAGAGGCGAUGGACGAUGGCUGUGUGUAAGGGGAAAGUCACAGACACCCCGCUAAAGCUUAAAUAGAAUU